AUGGUUCGUCUCGGCAAUAUAGGAGGCAAGGCCUUGCGCCGCGUGCAAGAGCAAGCCGGCGUGAACGCAGUAAUCCACAAUCACCCCAAAGGCAUCGUCGGCAAGCCGGUUUACUUGCCUCAAUUCCGCGUCGCUCUCGUCCAUAACCCCAACAACUCCCCGAAAUACGCCCAAUUCCGCGUCCCCCUCAGCUUCAACAAGUUCGAUCUCCGCAGCUACCUAUGGAACCUCUAUGGUGUCGGUGUCCUCGGUAUCCGCAGCUACGUUCAGGCCCAGGGAAUCACACGAAUCACGCGCGACGGCAAGGGCUACGGCCCGUGGCGCCGGCCCAAGUCGCAGAAGCGCAUGACCGUUGAGCUGAAGGAGCCUUUCGCCUGGCCCGAAGCACCCAAAGAUAUGGCUCCCUUCGAGCACGAGAGCUGGAAGAAGGCUGAGCUCUGGCAGAAGGAGCAGCAGGAUAAGGAGAACCCCAAGCGCAACUCUGGCGAGGAACCCGAUCACAAGCUUCGUGCUGCCUACAAGGAGCAGGCUGAGGCUUUGCGUGAGAACAAGGAGACUUGGAGACCGACUUGGAAGGCUUUGGGCCUUGAGCCCCAUGAAGCUGCUAAAGCUGGCCGUAUUCCUCCUGCUACGCAGCCUGCUUGGUAUGCUAGACAGCGGAAGACUGGUCCGAAAUAA
Messenger RNA from Penicillium brevicompactum, 678 nucleotides. RefSeq names its product mitochondrial 54S ribosomal protein uL23m. The coding region runs from base 1 to 678 and encodes 225 amino acids. The record is from RefSeq and is a predicted model, not a curated record. Gene Ontology annotation, biological process: mitochondrial translation. Gene Ontology annotation, cellular component: ribosome; mitochondrial large ribosomal subunit. NCBI's taxonomy places the organism in Eukaryota, Fungi, Ascomycota, Eurotiomycetes, Eurotiales, Aspergillaceae. The transcript has 3 exons. Gene Ontology annotation, molecular function: structural constituent of ribosome.